UGAGAGCCAGAUAAGCGUCCAAAUGGGUGUUGGUCAUUCCUCCCUUCCAUCUUCGGUUGACUCACUUUGUAUCAAUGUUUUUAAGCCACACCCAAAAACAAGCGCAUUAUACAAUCCCACUCCCCAAAAGCAUCUCUUCCCCACUAAAAAACACUCGCUUUUUGCUGGUCUAAAAAUUGGGUCUUUCAACCACGGGAGAGUACCUGGCGAGAUGGAAAUCCAAAAGGGUAUUGCCGCUGCACAAAAGCCCAUCGUUGAUUUUCAUGGUAUUGAUGAAGGUUUGAUUCAAAAGAUAGUAUAUGAUGCUCUUGUUUGGAGUUCUCUUCAUGGCCUUGUCGUUGGUGACAGAAAUGUUCAGAGAUCUGGGAAGCUACCUGGUCUCGGCAUGGUUCACGCUCCAAUUGCUUUGUUGCCUACCCCAUUUCCAGAAUCCCAUUGGAAACAAGCAUGUGAACUAGCUCCAAUUUUCAAUGAACUAGUCGACCGUGUAAGUUUAGAUGGAAAGUUCCUGCAAGACUCCCUAGCUAGGACCAAAACAGCAGAUGCUUUUACCUCUAGACUUUUAGAUAUUCAUUCCAAGAUGCUAGAAAUGAGUAAGAAAGAGGAAAUACGAUUGGGUUUACAUCGAUCAGAUUACAUGCUUGAUGAGAAAACCAAAUUACUCCUCCAAAUAGAGUUGAACACAAUUUCAUCUUCUUUUGCUGGUCUUGGUUGUCUUGUGACCGACCUUCACAGGACUCUACUUGAUGACUAUGGUGAAGAACUUGGCUUAGAUUCUAAAAUGAUCCCAGGAAACACUGCAAGAUUGCAGUUUGCUGAGGCAUUGGCUAAAGCUUGGGCUGAAUAUAAUAACCCCAGGGCUGUAGUUAUGGUUGUUGUUCAGACCGAAGAACGCAAUAUGUAUGACCAACAUUGGCUUUGUACAGUGUUGAGGGAAAGAUAUAAUGUAAGAAGUAUUAGGAAAACACUGGCUGAAAUUGAUAGUGAAGGCCAACUUCUCCCUGAUGGCACACUUGCUGUAGGUGGCCAAGCAGUUGCAGUUAUCUAUUUUAGAGCAGGGUAUACGCCAGCUGAUUAUCCUUCAGAAUCAGAGUGGAGUGCUAGACUGCUAAUGGAGCAGUCUUCAGCUAUCAAGUGCCCAUCAAUAUCAUAUCAUUUAGCAGGAACUAAGAAGAUUCAACAAGAACUUGCAAAACCUAAUGUACUUGAGAGGUUCCUCGACAACAAAGAUGAUAUCGCCAAACUACGGAAAUGUUUUGCUGGAUUGUGGAGUUUGGUUGACUUGGACAUCAUAAAAGAAGCAAUAGAAAAACCCGAGUUAUUUGUUAUGAAGCCCCAAAGAGAAGGAGGAGGGAACAAUAUCUAUGGUGGUGAUGUGAAAGAAACCCUUCUACGAUUGCAAAAGGAGGGCUCCGGAGAAGAUGGUGCCUAUAUACUUAUGCAGAGGAUUUUCCCAGCUGCUUCUCUAACAUAUUUGAUUCGUGAUGGCAUUUGUCAUAAAGAUCAUGCUAUAUCAGAGCUUGGGGUAUACGGUGCUUACUUAAGGAAUAAGGAGAACGUCAUCAUGAAUGACCAAUGCGGCUACUUGAUGCGGACCAAGGUAUCAUCGUCUAACGAAGGAGGGGUUGCAGCCGGAUUUGCAGUGUUAGAUAGUAUAUAUCUGACUUGAUGAUCGCAAAUUUUGUGGAUACCAUCAAUCUUACAUACACUUCCAAACAUUUACUGUUGAGUUAUUUACAUGACAGAGACAGUUUGGCAAAUAAUGGUCCACGAUAUCUUGAAACAGCUUGAAGAGCUGUUCAAGUGUUUGCUUACACAGAAAAGGAAAUGGAUUACAUUUCUAUAUUUUUCUUAUGAGAAACUCCAAAGCUG
Molecule: messenger RNA, 1872 nt
Organism: Hibiscus syriacus
Lineage: Eukaryota; Viridiplantae; Streptophyta; Magnoliopsida; Malvales; Malvaceae
Product: glutathione synthetase, chloroplastic
Exons: 12
Coding region: 23-1669 (548 amino acids)
Biological process (GO): glutathione biosynthetic process
Cellular component (GO): cytosol
Molecular function (GO): glutathione binding; ATP binding; glutathione synthase activity
Source: RefSeq, a predicted model, not a curated record